AUGCAGGUUAUAUCUUCCUUUGGGCGUAACACAGAAGACAGAGUGCAAGCUGAUGUACUCAGGCAAGAAGUCAAUUUUCUCAGAGGAGAGCUGUCUAACGGGCUACUUGGCUUGGGAGAACUGCAGAGGGAUCUUUCACAUUUACUACAGAGAGUGGAUACAGCAAUCGAAGCUUCACGAGAAGUACCCAGCAACUUCGAUGAUACUUCUAAGAAUGUGAAACAUCCAACUGAGUUUUAUGAUACCACUGCGACAGGCCAACUAGACUAUGCCUUGGAAAGUAUGGGUGGUUCUAUAGUAUCUACACGCGAUACCAAGGAUUACAGGUCAUCAUGGUUUGGAACAUGUGAACACCCAGUACAACGAAUCAUUCAGGCCUGUGUCGUGCCUGGUGACUGCUGGGCAUUUGAAGGCUCAGGUGCUGUUGUGAUUCAAAUAACUGGUAAGGUCCACAUCACCGCAGUGUCUAUGGAGCAUGCUUCACGUGACGUGUUACCUGCAGGAGCAUUAUGGAGCGCACCAAAGGAUUUCUCUGUAUGGGGAUUGUAUAGCCUUAAUGAUGAAGGACACUUUUUUGGAAACUUCACCUACGAUGUUGACGGCAGCCCUCUACAGUACUUUCCAAUUCAGGAAGUGUCACCAUAUCCUUUUCAUUUAAUAGAGCUCAGGAUUCAUAGCAAUCACGGUAACCCAACGUACACCUGCCUAUAUCGCUUCAGGGUACACGGACGUAAGGAUAAUCAGGGAGCUGCUCAAACGUCAUCAAACUGA
Cryptotermes secundus is the source of this 771-nucleotide messenger RNA. RefSeq names its product SUN domain-containing protein 1. Gene Ontology annotation, cellular component: nuclear envelope; meiotic nuclear membrane microtubule tethering complex. The transcript has a single exon. Gene Ontology annotation, biological process: nuclear envelope organization. The record is from RefSeq and is a predicted model, not a curated record. Lineage: Eukaryota; Metazoa; Arthropoda; Insecta; Blattodea; Kalotermitidae. Gene Ontology annotation, molecular function: protein-membrane adaptor activity. The coding region runs from base 1 to 771 and encodes 256 amino acids.